AUGGCCAAACGAAAGAGCAAAGUCAAGAGGAACCCCAAAGGUGGUGUGAAAAAGGGAGACAAAAUCCAUGGUCAGAAAAAAGGAAAAAAGGGUGAAGCAGCUGCAUACAUCACCAGAGCCCAGGCUUUGGCAAAACUGCAACUUCCUUUAGCCGAUUUUCGAAAACUUUGCAUUCUGAAGGGAAUCUAUCCACGAGAUCCGAAGAAGAAAGCGCAGGGCAAUGACAAGACGUAUUAUCACCACAAGGAUAUCGCGUUCUUGCGACAUGAGCCCUUGCUGAACAAAUUCUUCGAACUGAAAACAUUUAUGAAGAAGUUCAAACGGCUGAUGGGCCGACGGGAGAUCAAAAGUGCAAGACGACUAGAGGAGCGCAAACCAAAGUACACACUGCACCAUUUGGUGAGAGAGAGGUACCCAUCAUUUGAUGAUGCAAUCAGAGAUUUGGACGAUGCUGUGAGUAUGCUGGCCCUGUUCCAGUCACUGUCGGCUGAUCAAGCGAGAGACAUUCCAGUUGACGCCAUCACGGAAGCAACACAACUGUAUCAGGAAUUUCAGCUCUACGUCAUCCGUGCUCAGGCCCUACGGAAGGUGUUUGCAUCAAUCAAGGGCUACUACUUUCAGGCAGAGAUUGGCGGUCAGUCUGUGACUUGGUUGGCCCCGCACCAGUUUGCCCAGGACCUGCCAGCAGAGGUUGACUUUAGAGUGAUGCUGACGUUUUUAGAGUUCUACCGUGCCAUGGUGAAGUUCGUGAACUUCCGACUGUACUCGGACUUGGGCCUGGCAUAUCCACCAAGGAGAGACGUAAAGCUCGACAGUAGUUCCGCAGAUGUUGCCGCUUUGGAAGUGGAGAUGCGUGAGGCUGGAAAAGCUCAGCAACUGCAAUCAGAGCAAACAGAAAAGGACAAUGCCGACGUGGCCACUGGCGUUCUGGCCGACUUUGGAGAUCAAAGCGAGGCGAAGCCAUUACGCAUCAGAUUGUUGACCGGCCUGUGGGUUCUUUUGAUGUGCGUCCUGGUCGUGGCCAAAGUGAGGGACAAGGUUGAAGGCUACAUUCCACGCCAACGGGAGGUUCUGGAUCGCUUUGCUGAAGAGGUAUCGGGCAAAAUCCGCGCUGACACUGCAGAGGAUGCCAAAGCUGAAGGAGGGUCCUUGGCAACUGGUGGCUUGCACCAGUUUGGAGAGGAGCUGCGCGCAGAAUCUGAAGGCCUUUGGCACUCAGAGUAUCAGAAAAAGAGAGAAGACGUAGCUGCUGCCAAGAUGGUCACUGAAGAUGUUGGAGAGGUGGAAAUGGAGGAGGUGAAGCCACAAAGGCAUGAUGCCGAGCCAUUCUUGUUGAGUUCAAGUUGA
Cladocopium goreaui is the source of this 1347-nucleotide messenger RNA. Lineage: Eukaryota; Dinophyceae; Suessiales; Symbiodiniaceae. The record is from the annotation of a GenBank genome assembly.